Molecule: messenger RNA, 374 nt
Organism: Paramecium octaurelia
Lineage: Eukaryota; Ciliophora; Oligohymenophorea; Peniculida; Parameciidae
Source: the annotation of a GenBank genome assembly
AUGAUAAAGACACUAGAUAGUGAUGAUAAAACAUUUCAUAUAGGAAAUAAUGAAAAUAUUGGUCAUUGUAAAUUACGUUGGUAUAAUUAGGAAGAUUAGAUUAAUUGAAUCAAAAUUGGGUUAAAUUGCUAGCUUUAUUUACCAAGAUGCUUGUAUAUGAUAUGAUAUGGAAAGAAAAGAAAAUCCAUUUUGAUAGAAAAUUAUUUAUUAUUAAAGAAUGGAAAUAUUAAUUGGAAUACAACCUUCAAAAUUUAGUUUAAGUGAAUUGGUUUCUUGAUUUCAAUAAAAAAAAUAGACGGGUAAUUUUUAAUAACAAAAAGGGUUCAUACAAAAUAAUUGAUAAACGGAAGUUAGAGUAAUAGUCUAAAAAUUGA